GCACCAUGGACAGCUCCCGACUACGCAGCCUGGCUCUGGGCAGCUGUCUGCUGCUCCUUAUCAUCAGCGCUGUGUGUGGGCAAGAUGACAGCUCAGACCUGGAGACCAGGGCACUCCGAGACUUCUACCCAAAAGAUACCAUUCCUUCCAGUGAGAAAGAGCUGCUCGGGGCUCUGCAGGAAGUCCUGGAGAAGUUACAGAGUAAACGAAUGCCUUCCUGGGAAAAGAAAUUCGGACAAGUACCAGUGUGUGAUGUAGGUGAGCAGUGUGCAGUAAGGAAGGCUUCCAGGAUUGGAAAAUUAUGUAACUGUCCUAGAGGUUCUGUGUGCAACUUCUUCCUACUAAAGUGUUUAUAAGGCAAACAUAAAAACCCAAAGACGAUCUGCAGAAGAGACAGGGCUGAGCACCAACACAAGAUCUGGAGAGGACUUGGUGAUCAUGAUUUUUACAUUGGUAAAAUGAUGUACAGCAUCUGUUGUGUAUAAUGUACUGUUCUGCUAGCAUUUCUGUGUGCACUACAAAUAAAGAUUUGCUCUCUUUU
Molecule: messenger RNA, 541 nt
Organism: Nanorana parkeri
Lineage: Eukaryota; Metazoa; Chordata; Amphibia; Anura; Dicroglossidae
Product: cocaine- and amphetamine-regulated transcript protein-like
Exons: 3
Coding region: 6-356 (116 amino acids)
Biological process (GO): cellular response to starvation; G protein-coupled receptor signaling pathway; adult feeding behavior
Molecular function (GO): neuropeptide hormone activity
Source: RefSeq, a predicted model, not a curated record